AUGUCUUUCGACUAUAAGAAAGUCCUGGUCAUCGGUGCCACCUCCGGCAUUGGUAAGGCAUUGGCUACCAAGCUUGUGGAAAAUGACAUCCCGGUGAUCGUGGCUGGUCGGAGACGGGAGAAUCUGGAUGACUUCGUGCAGAAGUAUGGAGGCGACGAGAAGAAAGUGCAAGCGAAGGUGUUUGAUAUUUUGAAGGUGGAUCAGAUCCCUCACUUCGCCGCUGAAAUCAUCGCCAGUAACCCCGAUCUUGACUGCAUCUUCGUCAACUCCGGGAUCCAACGCGCCUUCGACUUUGCGGCCCCCGAAUCCGUCGACAUGGACAUCUUCGAGACAGAAUUGACAACCAACUAUAUCUCCGCCGUACAUCUGACCAAAGCCUUCCUGCCACACCUGCAGAGCCAGCCCUCGAAGACCGCGAUCGCAUUCACAAGCUCCCAGAUGGCGCUGGUGCCGAUGAUGCGGUGUCCCAAUUACGGCGCCACCAAGGCGGCACUGCACCAUUUCAUCCUGGCGCUGCGCACGCAGCUGCAGAGCGGUCCGGGCGACGUCAAGGUCGUGGAGAUUUUCCCGCCGGCUGUGCAGACCGAGUUGCAUGAUACGAAGCAUCAGCCGGAUUUGAAGGACGGGCAUUUGAUCGGCAUGCCGCUGCAGGAGUUCACGGAUGAGAUGUGGGAGAGACUGUGUCGAGGAGAGGAUCAGAUCCCGGUGGGGCCGGCGAAGGGCGUGUUCGAGGCGUUUGAGCUGAAGAGGCAGGAGUUGUAUUAUCAGAUGACGCAUUUAUUGUCGGGUUUGCUGAAGCAGUUUUUGCGAUAG
Messenger RNA from Aspergillus affinis, 813 nucleotides. RefSeq names its product putative short-chain dehydrogenase/oxidoreductase. The record is from RefSeq and is a predicted model, not a curated record. Bases 1 to 813 code for a protein of 270 amino acids. The transcript has 2 exons. Lineage: Eukaryota; Fungi; Ascomycota; Eurotiomycetes; Eurotiales; Aspergillaceae. Gene Ontology annotation, molecular function: oxidoreductase activity.